AAAACCCCUAAGCCUUAGCUACCUUUGUAUUUUCAGUAGAUAUAGUUAUUUCGAUACCCUCACUACAAAUUGCAGUAUGAAUCAGUAGCCAUAACAGCAAAUCUAUACUGGCUAUACUAAUAGAGGAUCACAGUUCAGACUCGAUACCCCACCGACAUCUGGUAUAAUGCUGAGCAUUCUAUUUGUCUUCCUGGCGAUGGGUCAGCUCAUGGCGCCUGUGCUGGGGCAGUUCGUGAACUGCAGCCUCUCGACUGUGGAAUUGACUGCCUGUGGCAAGCUCAGUCCGAACGGAUGCUGUGCCAAGGGCUGCAUACGGAAUGCGGCGGGCAGAUGUGUGGCAGAGCAUUGUACUGGCAGCUGGGAUGGCUGGCUGCGACGACCUGUGACGAUGUCCUGUUACUUUCACUGGUUCCUGCUCAUCUUUGCCGCGUUUAUUAUCAUCCUUAUGUCGAGCGUCGUGCUGCUGAAUCUGGUAUUCGAGCUGAGGCUGUUUCUGGAGAAGCGACGUAUGCGCCGAUAUUUGCGGUUCAGUCCAAGGAGCAGCCCAAGCAGCAGCGUUGUAUGAAACUGUUGAAAGAAUCCAAAAUGGCAAAUGGCAACGGGAGGCAUUGGGGCAUCAAUCCAGAUCUUAAUGCACAUGCGUGUGACAUAAAAACUGUGCGGGAUUUGGCAUAAUCUACAAUACAUUAGCGCUAGCUUUGCUCUGGCUUUCAAUUCAAUUCGUUGGGUAUCUCAACGGAAUCCAUGUAAAUUACGAUUUGGCACCUUGCUGUUACACACACACACACACACACACGCACAAAUGCUGAGAACGAUGCCAAAGUCUCAGAAUCCCAUUACAUAGUAGUUAAAACCUGAUUAGGAAAUACUUGCGGCUGCUUUCAGCUCUGCCACACGCUUGGUUAAAACGAAAUAACAAUAAACGGCACAUGUGAAAUGGUUA
Molecule: messenger RNA, 943 nt
Organism: Drosophila mojavensis
Lineage: Eukaryota; Metazoa; Arthropoda; Insecta; Diptera; Drosophilidae
Exons: 1
Coding region: 167-565 (132 amino acids)
Source: RefSeq, a predicted model, not a curated record